Molecule: messenger RNA, 4857 nt
Organism: Centruroides sculpturatus (bark scorpion)
Lineage: Eukaryota; Metazoa; Arthropoda; Arachnida; Scorpiones; Buthidae
Product: putative epidermal cell surface receptor
Exons: 20
Coding region: 116-4660 (1514 amino acids)
Molecular function (GO): protein binding
Source: RefSeq, a predicted model, not a curated record
AACCGGUCUAUAAUAUAGGUUAGCGUGACGUUGGACGAACUAGUCUGUGCAUCAGUCAUUCUGCAUACCUUCACCUGUUGACACUUCUACGAGUUAACAUGUUGUUCGAUUGAACAUGGAACCGUUUACAGUUUUAACGAUUUGGUUAUGUUACGUUACGGUCCUAACACAAAACGUAAGCGUUACGAACGAAACAAUUUGGUCAGAAGAAACACCUGGUGUGAUCUUGGAGGUCGAUAAAGUCAAUUCAGUUACUGUUACUUCGAUAGAAAGAGCAUCGACUGAUGCUGCUAACUGUGAAUGUGGUGUGGAAGAGGAUUGCAUAGGUCGUAGGACUAUAACACAUCCUUUAUGUCAAUGUCGUGAAGUCUGUGCUCGACAAUCCGGACAGUCUUGUUCGUUUUCGUCACCUUGUGACGUGGAAUUCGGUCUCAGAUGCGAGGACAACGUCUGUAGAGGUAAACUACGUAUACAAAUAACGGAAGUGACGUAUAAUUCCGUGUUGUUGACGUGGGAAUCUUCAACAACGGAGGAGCAUCAAGCUUCCGUUUCGUAUACUUCUGUAUAUAAUGGAUCAAACACAAAAUGGGAGCGAGUUGAGAUAGGAAAUAAUGAAGUUAAAAUUGAUGAUUUACAACCGGAUACAAGAUAUUUUGUUAAAGUGGAAGAGGAUGGAGAGUUCGAAAUUGCGGUUUUUAACACGAAAGAGAAAACAAUGACGACUACUAAAAGAGUUUUCGUCACGGAUCGAACCCCGAAUUCCAUAAGUUUAGCAUGGGAAGAUUUUAAAAGCGAAGAACUUUCAGACUACAUUGUAGAAUAUAAACCCAUAGGAUUCAAUGGAGAAUGGAUGACGUUUCACGCCAAUUCUACGUUAUCUGCAACGAUUUACGAUUUGAAACCAAAAAGCGAAUACAGCAUUAGAGUAAUUGAACAAGGAAAAAAUGGGAAGGGAGAAGUUUCCGAUUUAAUCACUGCAAUGACUUCAGAUGGUUGUAUCCGAGAGAAUUCAUGGUACGCAGUAGGACAACAAUUUUACGAAGGGUGCGCAUUAAAUUGCGUGUGCAAAGGAAACGACGAAGGAGAUUGUCACCCACGUUGCAAGGAACCGUACUUUCAGUCUGGAACAAAAAUUAUUGACGUUUCAUGUCGAGAAGUGUCGCUUCCUGAUGAUCCUUGUUGCGUGUCUCUUCAGUGCAAACCUGAAGAGAGGAAGAAGGUUUGUAAAUAUAAACAGAGCACUUACAACGUGGGAGAAGAAUUUUACGAUGGGUGCGAUUAUAGAUGUAAAUGUAACGAAUACAAAUUAGUAGAAUGUCAACCUAGAUGUCCUGAUAUCACUCAAAAUACCUCGCUUGCUUGCGAUAUUAUUGUUGAUCCUAAUGAUUCUUGCUGCAAAGUGAUUACGUGUGAAGAUACCCUGUUGAAUGGAGUAAACAGCACAAUAAAAGUUGAAGAAAACGAAGAAAAGAAAGCUACCGAAGCAACAAUAAACAAUAAUUUCGAAGUUAAAAUAUCUAAAGAUAGGCAUCCUAAACAACUAAAUAAUAAAGUUCCACAGAAACACGUCAAAGGCACAAAUUACGAAGAAGUGCACAAAAGAUUUUCUGGUUGCGAGUACAAAAAUCAAACCUAUAAAUUCGGAGAAGAGUACUUUGACGGUUGCCAAUCGAAAUGUAUCUGUGAAGGAACAGGCCAUAUAUCAUGUGAGCCAAGAUGCCCGCUGCUUUCUAGUGCUGGCGACACAUGUCAAGAAUUACCAGAUCCAGCCGAUUCUUGCUGCACAAUUAUGGUUUGCAAGUUACCAGGAGAAACGGAAGCUGCAGAAAAUUUAGAAAAUUUAAACAUAAAAAUUGAAACCAUAGAAGCACGUAACGCCACUACAAUAAGUCUACGUUUGGUACUAUUGAAAGAUGAAGAAUCGACAGAACCAAUAUUUCAGUUGUGGUAUUCUCCAGUUUCUGAUAGUUCUAUUUCUUGGAAUAAAAGAACUUUAAAUAGAGAAGAAUUAAAAAUGAUUAAGAAGAAUGUAUACGAUUUGGUAAUUAGUGAAUUGGCUCCUAAUACCGAAUACUAUUUUAGAAUUACCAAGUUAACAGAAGGAAUGGAAGUUGGUGAUGAUAAUGAUGCUUCUUCUACAGUUUCUAUGUUUAGUAAUACUGUCAGCGUUAAAACCUUUCCUUCUGUGGUAGAAACGGUGUUCCAGGGAUGUUUCCAUCACAACAAAACUUAUGACGUUGGAGAAAUCUUCUAUGAUGGAUGCCAGUAUAAGUGUAUAUGCCAUAAAGGAGGGCAAUUCGAAUGCCAAGAUAGAUGCGAGAUCUUUAUAGACACUGUGGGAUUCGAAAAUUGCUAUUGGGGUCCCGCUACGUAUGAUCCUUGUUGUAUUGUACCACAUUGCAACAAUACAAACAUUAAUGGAAGUUACUGUGUUCUUGAAGAUGGGAGUCGAUACCAAACCGGUGAUACAUGGGAGACGAAAGAAGGGUGUACACGUAAAAUCUGUAAAUGCGUUCUACUUACUAACGGUACAACUAAGGUGGAGUGUAAAGGUGGAUGCCCUCCUAUCCCCGAAACUGCGUAUCUUCCCACUUCAGAAUGCCCACACCCGUUACUCGUUACUCCUCAUGACCCUUGCAUCUGCCCUUACAUCGUUUGCAGCGAAUCUCCCGCCUGGCUAACACCCGAACCAAUACUGCAAUGCGAAUAUAAAGAUAAAAAGUACGAAAUUGGAAGAGAAUUUUAUGACGAAUGUAAAGCAUUUUGUCAUUGUGGAAGAGAUUUAAGGGUAGAAUGUGCUUCGAUCGAAUGUCCUCAUCAUUUUCCUGCACGCCAGAGCGAGUGUUUGGAGUGGGAAAUUGAUCCCAACUUUACUCCUUCUCCUCCGAAUUGCUGUCCCGCGUAUACAAAGUGCAAAAAUGAUGGAAGUUGUCAGUUUAACGGGAAUAAAAUUUUAAAUUACGAAUAUGUUCCUGGUGAGAUGUUAGACUGUGGAACGAAAUGUAUAUGCAUGAAUGGUAACAUAACGUGCGAAAAUAAAUGCCCAAAGCUUGGAGAAAAUCCACCUCUUGAUCUUCAAUGCCCUUAUAAUGCUGCUUAUAAGGACUACGACGAAAGUAAAUGUUGCCUUAUAUGGAAGUGUCGAAUUGCAGAAAAUCCAGAAGACAACUGUGUCUAUCAGGGUAAAUCGUAUAGACCAUCAGAACGAUGGGAAGUUAGGAAGGGCUCCAUGCAUAGAGUGUGUAUAUGUAAAGUACGUUCGAAUGGAAGAACGUCAGUGGAAUGUACUGGUGGAUGCCCUCCCAUUCCUGCUCGUUAUAGAGAACCGACCCCACAAUGCGCCAGACCUGUAUUAAUCACACCAGACGACCCUGCCAUAUGUCCUUACGUUGUAUGUAACAACUCCGUAUCAGCUAAGGAAUUGCAGAAUGUGAACAUUGUAUCUAUCAAUUCGACUACAGUUAAAGUAGAAUUUACUGUACCGUUGUUGUUUGUGGGUCUCACUGGUCAAACAGAACUCUACUACACAACAAAUCAAUCAUUGCCACGUGAUUCUUGGAUGGUACAAAUAUUCUCGAGUCCAAAUCGCCUUUUCAAUUCAGAAAAUAUUGAAUAUUUUCUAAACGGUUUGAAACCCGAUACUACAUACUUCUUCCAUAUAAAAACUCAAAUUGACGCUCUUCACGGAGGUCCCGAAAGUGGCUUAUAUAAGCUAAGAAUGCCUAAAGUGCCACCAGCAACCACAACUACCACACUGCCACCAAUGAUUAUGAUCGACGCCAUCGUGAUACUUACACCACUAGAUUCCAAGACUGUAAAAGUAUCCUGGAGGACAUUUGAGCCGCAAGAGAAGAGAUUUAUCGAUGGUUUGCAACUGAAGUACAAACCGAAGAAUUCUCAAGACUGGAAAACCACUAUAAUGAUUCACAGAGACGUUACAUCGUACGUGAUCCACAACUUGAUUCCAGACACGACUUACACGGUAGAAUUGAUAUUUAAAGAAGCUAAAAAUGUUUCCACUAAACUAGUAUCAGCUAAAGCAGCAGAAGUGAAGCUGCCUGCUCUUCCUAAAGACGAAUACGACUUCCAAGUGACUCUUAUGCAAGAUAAAAACGAUUUAGAUUCGAAUAAAUUAAUUAUUUCUGGAAUUCCGACUCCAUUUAUUAAGUACGUGCAUCUUGCCAAGGUAUUGUUUAAGAGUGAUAAGGAUCAAGAUCCCGUUACUGUUUAUAAAAUACUUGAAAACGAUAGGAUAAUGUUGAAGGAAUUGAAACCUGGAAGGAGGUAUAAAGUUUGGUUGAAUUUAUAUCUAACAAAUGGAAAAACUCGAACAUCAAAUGUUAUUCAAAUUACAACCAAAGAUGAACCAGAAAUUAAUGAUAUCGACACAAAUAUCAUUAAAGCUAAAUUGUCAGAAGCUCCAUUGUCUUCUCGUAUGGAAGAAGAGACUAAAGCAUAUUACGUUGCAUUGAUUGUUGUUGCAGUUAUUGCUACAGCAGCAGGUUUUGGAUUCAUUCUACUACUGAUCAUAUUGUUAAAAAGGCAAGCAACAGCCAAAGCAGCAAUUACCAGGGCGCCUUCAGAGACGGCAUACGAUAAUCCUACAUUUAAGCCUCAAGACGUUGACAGGUCAGACGACAAAAAUUCUCUUCAUCCAUGAAGUGGAAGGUGUAAAGUAAAACCAUCCAGUGAAAGAGUCAACAAUUCUGACCUCAAUUUAACCAUAAAAGGUUAAAUUUAGUUCGAAAACAGUCAACAAUUUCCGAGUUUUAUCGGAUGUGAUAUCAAAAUUUCAAAAUGGACACUUUUUCUCAUCUCUCUUCAAGAGAAAGAAGAAUAGAAAUUGUAUAGUUAAUA